AUGGCAGAUAUGCAUUUUAUGUAUGGUCGUGCUAAUGGAAGUGCUUUAGCUGCACGACGUCUUUACAUGGAAAAGUUUCCUAAUCGAAGAGUUCCCUCUCAUACGCUGUUUAAAAAUCUUCACCACCGUCUUUGUAAAUCAGACUCAUUUAAAACUCGCCAUCAAAACUCUGGCAGACCUAGAUCUGUAUCGACGCCCAAUACGGAGAAUCGCAUUUUAAGGAUUGUAGAAGAAAAUCCCGGAACCAGCGUAAGAAGAAUAUCCGAUGCCGUAGGAAUCAGUACUACUCUUAUUUGGAGAACGCUUCAUGAGCAGUUACUCUAUCCAUACCAUAUCCAACGAGUGCAAGCACUCACUCCGUCGGACUAUCAAGCAAGAAUGGAAUUUUCACAGUGGCUACUCGUUAAAUGUGCUUCGAAUCCGAAUUUUGUAUCUCGCAUUUUAUUUACCGAUGAAGCUUCAUUUAUACGAAAUGGAAUUACAAAUUUCCAGAAUGAUCACGUACGGGCAGAAGAGAAUCCUCACGCACUUAUUCAAACAAAUCACCAACACCGUUUUUCGUUAAACAUUUUGAUGGGCAUUAUUGGAGAUCACCUCAUUGGUCCUGUAAUACUCCCAAAUCGGCUUUCAGGUGCUGCUUAUCUCAAUUUCUUGGUUAAUACAUUACCUCAGUACUUGGACGAUAUGCCUUUGGCAGAAAGAUUAUCGAUGUGGUACAUGCAUGAUGGAGCUCCACCUCAUUUUGUGCGUAAUGUGAGAGAGCACUUAAACACGGUGUUCGGUCAAAGGUGGAUUGGAUGUGGUGGACCAGUUGCAUGGUCCCCUCGAUCUCCCGAUUUCAACCCUUUGGAUUUCUUUUUAUGGGGAUAUUUAAAAACCAAAGUGUAUUCUUCACCGAUAAAUGACUUAGAAGAAUUACGAAACCGAAUCCACAAUGCUUGUGAAAUCAUUCGACAGAGACAUAGAAUUUUCGAGAGAGUUCGCGAAUCUGUAAGAAGAAGAUGCCAAGCGUGUAUGGAAAUGGAAGGAGGACAUGUGGAACACCUUCUCUAA
This is a messenger RNA of Ooceraea biroi (clonal raider ant), 1053 nucleotides long. RefSeq lists its product as uncharacterized. Gene Ontology annotation, molecular function: nucleic acid binding. Lineage: Eukaryota; Metazoa; Arthropoda; Insecta; Hymenoptera; Formicidae. The record is from RefSeq and is a predicted model, not a curated record.